CUUUAUAUAAGCGCACCGAUCGAGCUUGGCCAUCUUCGUCCAGCUCCAAAGCAGCAGCGUCACAAGUCACUACUGCUCGACUCUAGUGAGCUGAGCUCUGCUUGCUGGCUUGGCACGCCAUGGGGAGGGCGACCAAAGGUGUAGGGGAUUUAGCGCUUCUGGGGCUGGCCGUCGCGGUGGUUCUCGCGGUGGCCGCGGAGGCGAGGUUGUUGGAGAAGCAUAACCUGUGCGGUGGGUGUGGGCUUGGUGGUGGUGAAGGCUACGGCGGCGGCGGUGGUCUUGGGCAUGGUGGAGGUCUUGGAGGUGGGUUUGGAGGAGGGAAAGGCGGUGGGUUCGGUGGGGGUGCAGGUGGUGGAGGCGGUCUCGGUGGUGGAGGCGGAUUAGGUGGUGGUGGUGGUGAAGGGGGAGGUGGAGGGCUUGGUGGUGGCGCAGGAGGCGGUGCUGGUGGUGGCGCAGGAGGCGGUGCUGGUGGAGGCGGUGGAGCCGGUGGAGGUCUUGGCGGUGGUGCAGGCGGAGGCGGAGGGUUGGGUGGUGGUUCUGGAGGUGGAGUAGGUGGUGGUGUCGGUGGAGGUGGAGGUCUCGGAGGUGGUGCCGGUGGAGGUGGUGGACUCGGCGGUGGAGGAGGAGCUGGGGCUGGUGGCGGCACCGGCGGUGGAUACGGUGGAGGCGCCGGUGCGGGAGGUGGUGCCGGAGGUGGCUAUGGUGGAGGAGCCGGUGGUGGAACUGGCGGCGGAUACGGUGGAGGCGCCGGUGAUGGAGGUGGCACCGGAGGCGGCUAUGGUGGAGGAGCCGGUGGUGGUACUGGCGGCGGAUACGGUAGAGGUGCUGGUGCCGGAGGUGGCACUGGUGGCGGCUAUGGUGGAGGAGCUGGUGGUGGUGCCGGUGGUGGUUACGGUGAAGGUGCUGGUGGUGGCGCCGGUGGAGGCUACGGUGGCGGAGCUGGCGCUGGUGGUGGUCUCGGCUCUGGCGGUGGUGGAGGUUAUGGAGGUGGUGCCGGAGGUGGCAUCGGCGGCGGGCUGUAAGUCUUCCGGUCUUUGAGAUGCAAGGGAGUGCAUGCAAAUGCAUCACGCACACGCUUGAUUGUCAUGUGCGGAGUCAAGCAUGUGUUCUAUAGCUAUACUGCGAUUAUACUCUUAUUGCGUAAGUACCGCAAUCAACAGAAGAAUAAUAUGGCAAGACCUUCAGUCAGUGAUAAUUUUAUGAUGGUGGUGUAUAUGGUAUAUAUACUUUCAGUGGCAAAGUUGAACGGUUUUAAUUGUAUCUUGUAUUCUGGUGAAAUAAACAGAUUAUGAGCUA
Molecule: messenger RNA, 1296 nt
Organism: Phragmites australis (common reed)
Lineage: Eukaryota; Viridiplantae; Streptophyta; Magnoliopsida; Poales; Poaceae
Product: glycine-rich cell wall structural protein-like
Exons: 1
Coding region: 120-1022 (300 amino acids)
Source: RefSeq, a predicted model, not a curated record